Messenger RNA from Salvia hispanica, 878 nucleotides. NCBI's taxonomy places the organism in Eukaryota, Viridiplantae, Streptophyta, Magnoliopsida, Lamiales, Lamiaceae. The record is from RefSeq and is a predicted model, not a curated record.
UCACCCCUCAAUUAAAUAAUCCAACCCCACACAGUACACAUGUUAUAAUAAAUCCCCAAUAUUUAUUUAUUAACAAAAGUAGAAAAUGGCAUUUUGGUAAUUUCCGCCGCAGUCGACACCGCCCCUACUUAUAUACGCCCAUAACGCCAUUCCCGUUACGCCGUAUUCCCUCCACCAACUCCGCCGCAAAUCGCCACUCACCGCCGCCGCCAUGGGCUCGAAGCCGAGGAUCCCCGCCGCAACCGCCGCUGGAAGGCUGAAGAGGAGGCUGUCAAGCUCCAGCAGGAGGCUCAGAAAGCGCCAGCUCUGUGCACGCAAUUCCGCCGAUACCGAUUCGUCGGUCUCCGGCAAGCUAGCGGCGCUGAGGAGCCUCAUCCCCUCCGGAAUCGGAGAUGCGAAGCCUGAGCAGCUGUUCCGCGAAACCGCCGACUACAUCGUGCUCCUCAAAACUCAGGUGCUUGUUUUGCAGAAAUUGGUCGAUUUUUACGGAUCGCAGUCGCAGGAGAAUCGCGACGGUGUGUAGUGGUUGCCUAGGGUUUUUGUAGGUGCGAUCAAUCGGCGUAAUUUAUCGGGAUGUGCGUGCGAUCUGAUGCGUAUAUCGUUAUGUGCGAAUGGAUGGUAGAUGUUCCAUCGAAAAAUCGGUGGAAUUUGGCAUCGUAGUGUUGCAGAAAUUAUACAUUGAAAAAAGAGGAAAGGAGAAAGAGGACAAUUUUCCCCCAAAAAAAAGAGAAAAAGAGGAAUGGAGGAGGAAGAAGGUUGAGCUUCUUUUCCUUUGGCUAUUAGUAUGAAUUAAUUUAUUAGUUUCCAUGCCAAUUAUGUACUAAUUCGAAUAGAUUCAUUUAGUUUACAUUUUAUAAAAUUUCUUCUUGUUUUAUUCA